This is a messenger RNA of Aspergillus novofumigatus IBT 16806, 289 nucleotides long. RefSeq lists its product as uncharacterized. The transcript has a single exon. The coding region runs from base 4 to 198 and encodes 64 amino acids. Gene Ontology annotation, molecular function: acyltransferase activity. The record is from RefSeq and is a predicted model, not a curated record. NCBI's taxonomy places the organism in Eukaryota, Fungi, Ascomycota, Eurotiomycetes, Eurotiales, Aspergillaceae.
GGUAUGACACAGCAGGCAGCCCAAACGGCGAUGACCGAGGCAGGGGUGAUGCCUGCCGAUAUCGUCGUCUACGAGCUACACGACUGCUUCUCAACAAACGAACUGAUCCUGCUGGAUGCGCCGAGUCUGAGCCUCCCGGAGGGCCUACGACUUGGUCCGUCGAGCCGAUGGAAAGACCGACGAACGUGGUUUCGAUGAAGAAGUUGCCAAAAUGUCGGGAUCUGAUUACAAACCGGUGGCUGAAGUGCGAUAUGUGACACCACAGCACGGAGAGUGCGCUAGGAGCAAG